UAACUCUGAGCGACGACGGUGGGUGCCUAACGUUGACGAGCAAAAGAAAAUUUUAACUGCAUGUAACUCCGACAAACUUGAUGGACAUUUUGUUCGAGAUUUUUGAAUUUCGAUCUCACUGUCAAUAAAAAACAAUGUUUUCUAUUCACAAUAAAUGACUAUGUGUGGUUGAUAAGAAGCUCCGGGUAUCUGUAAACUAAUCACGGAAUUUAACAUACCAGUAUUCACCUUUAUUGGGGUUGUUUUUAGUAUAUAAAGGUGUUUAAAAAAGGGGGGUCCAUAUCCGCUAAAGGGGGUCCAUAUCUACUAGGAGAUUUGGACCGGGGGGUCCAAAUCUACUGGGGGGGGGGUCCAAAUCCGCUGUGACACCGGACGCGAUUCAACAACGCGACGUGAUUUUUUAGUUUUUGAAAGUUAAUAAAACAGCCAAUGAGAGCAAAUUUUGAAGGAUAUGUAGACCAAAUAACUCAAAAUGUUAUAGCGCUUCUAAACAUUUGGAAAAUGUAGUCAGGUCAGUGAAAAUCAAAAAAUUACGUCGCGUUGUCAAAUCGCGUCCGGUGUGUCUGGACUCUGGACCAGUUAAAGGCCGGAUACAGACCCGACGCGAUUUAGCAACGCGCGCGAAUUUUCAGUUUUCAAUGGCAUUUAACUUUAAUAUUUUUCAAUGUUUUUCAAAUAUUCGGAACCACUUGAGCAAUUUUAGCUAUUUGGUCUGCAUAUCUUGUAAAAUUUUUAUCCGUUGACGGUUUUAUUUGUUUUGAAUACUGAAAAUUCGCGUCGCGUUGCCGAAUCGCGUCCGCUCUGUGUGGGCCUUAAUACAUAAAACGAACAAUCGACUAAAGGUCCAGACACACCGGACGCGAUUCGACAACGCGACGCGUUUUUUCGAUUUUCACUGACCGAUAACUUUGAUUCUAGUUUAAAUUUUCCAAAUAUUUAGAAGCGCUAUAACAUUUUGAGUUAUUUGGUCUACAUAUCUUUCAAAAUUUGCUCUCAUUGGUUGUUUUAUUAACUUUCAAAAACUAAAAAAUUGCGUCGCGUUGUCGAAUCGCGUCCGGUGUGUCUGGACCCUGGUCUGAACCUUCACUCUGAUAACAGUUGACCCAAGUUGACCCCCCGUCACUUUUGUGACGUCAUUUGACACCCAAGAACUAUGACGCAAGACUACCGGUAAGUUAGAAAUUGACUAUAUUGCAUAGUCAUAACUUCCGCUAUUUUUGGCUUGCAAAAUUACAGCAAAAACCACCGAUGCCAAUCGAACUUUCAAAUAAUUUCAAUUUCAACGUACAAAAGAAGCCGUUUCUUGCUUGUCUCUCUGACUUUCAACUAUAAACGUCAUAAACCAACGACAAUAUUUGUUAUUUCUUUAAUGGCCCACUUUUGAGGUAUGGAAAAGAGUGCAUGCAUGGCUUGCUAUUUCGUCAUUUUCGUGCUCGAAGGAGGUCAAAACAAAGAAUAUGGCGAGGGUUUUAAUUUACGUCAAAAGGAAGAAAGCAUGCAUCCGGUAUGAAUGCAUUGUUAAAAUGCUACAUAAGUACAGACGCAGAAGAUGAAAUAACAUUUUCAAACGCUGGUUUGUUGCAAAAUUUUUAAAUUUUGUGAUCAAGGUGUCAACGUUCAAGGUUGCUGUAUUUUACUAUUUUCUUCUAUAGACUGAUGUUAAAUUUGUGCUGGUAUAUCAUAAUACAAUGUUUUCAAGGAUUGUAGUAAAGGUCAUUUAUAUUCUAUGCCUUCUUACAGCAUUUUUAUUAACAGUUAAAGGUAUUGUGUGAUAUUUCUAAUUUAUUAGUCUUAUUUAUAGUUAAAUAUUGAUUUGUUUUAAUAAUUUAUUAAUGCACCAGUCAGUGGAAUACCCCGCACCUCCCUACCCGGGGAACAGCGGGGCAUUAGACCAAGACCUUGCUCUAAUUCAGUCUAACUCCCCGCUAUACGCCACUCUCACUUGCCUAAACGCAAAUAAUGUCCCCGCUCUCCGGGCCCAAUCAGUGGUCGACCGGGGGCAUGAAUUUGGCCGGGGCCGGGCCGGGGCCGGGGAUGCAUGAUUUGGGCCGGGGACUGGUCGAACAUUGAUAUUAUGUGAUGUUGAGCGAUGUUAUUUAAGUGGGAUUUGGAAAGGCCAGUGGAAUUUACUGGACAGCGGUUUAUUGCUAUUGUAAGCCAUAUUGGAAACAUUUUACGAGGAAUAUAUGGUAGUGAUGGGCGAUACUAGCUUUUUUGGUUUCGAUACGAUACCAGUCUGAUACCAUGAAUUUUGGUCGAUACCGAUACCAAAAUCGAUACCGAUACUCAAUUUUUUCCAUUUAUUAAAAUAACUUUUAAAACACGAACAUUAAUGUUUAAAACAAGUCAAAGAAUACUCUAACUGGAGUACCUGCCAAAUAAUCGAACAUAACAUUUGCAAUUAUGAUUUUAAAUCAAAACAACAAUGUUUUCCUCAAAUAUAUUGCUAAUUAGCUACAUGUUUUUGUUUAAGAACAGCAUCAUGUCAACAUUUUUUGCCUUCAGGGGCCUUCAGUCUGUUGCCUUCAUGAAGCAUUAAGUAAUUGGUCAGGAAUACUGACCAAAAACAUCGCAGGCUCAAGUGGUAUCGAAUUACCGAUACUUUUUGCGAGUAUCGAAAGUAUCGAUACUUUUGUAAGUAUCGAUGAUUUCGAUACUUUUUCGAUAGUAUCGCCCAUCACUAAUAAAUGGUACGUAUCUUUUCUGUUUGUUGCUUUCGAUAUAAUUUUGUCGAUUUUUUUAAACUGUUUUAACUUUUACUUAGUUUUUACUACGUUUUUACUACGUUUUUACUAGUUUUUAGUUUUGCUAAGGUUCACCUGAAUCUUGACAAUUAUAAGACAAUAAUAGAAAGAAUUUGACAAAUUUGAGCUUGAAAUCCCCGGCCAAAUUUCCAGAAUUUUGGCCGGGGCCGGGGGUGCCAAUUUUGGCCGGGGCCGGGGCCCCGGUCGAGCCCUGGGCCCAACAUACAAUAUCUAAAACGAAUAUAAAUCUAAAGGAGAUUUUGAUAAAUACUACCUUAUUCGUACUUAAUUUCGCAUAUCUAUUAAACUGGAUUCUUUUCAGUUCAAUUUGGUUUUGCUCAUUGUUCGGGGCCCCUAAAAACUGGGCCUUUCCCUUUCUACUUAAAAUUUAAGUCAUAUCUAUGGUCUAUACUGAAUGCUUAAAAAAAUGGAACAUCUAAACGGUUUGCAAUAACUUUCAAGAAAAUAAAACGGUGACCUAAUAACACAAGAGAUUGUCAAUUCGUUCGCAAAAUUAUCAGUUCGCUUUCAUUGCUUAUUCCAAGUCCUUUCUCGUUUUCAAGAUGGCGGCUAUGUCUAAUCCCCGAUAUAAGCCCCGCCAAGUCCCCGGUACCUGAUACACAUAACUAAUACAGUCUAAAUCCCUGUGUACCGUGGCCGAAUAUAAGGUUCAAUCGCUCAAUAAUUCCCCGCUAUUCCGCGGCAUUCCCCGGGUAGUGGGGUCCGGGGCAUUCCACUGACUGGUGCAUAACUCAUUAAGUUGCAUUGUGCGCCACUGCACCCCACUGUAUUAGUUUAGUAAAUCCAGUGCCAAACAAUUUUACUCUUCAAAAGGAAGAGCACUGGCAUGCAAUGGAUUAAUCUGCCCAUGUGUCUACAAUCUUGGACAAAAUAUUUUGGCAAAACUUAUUUAAUCUUAUUCUUUCUUGUUCUGUUGUCUUAUUUUCCGUCAUAUAGGCAGAUGUCUACUUUAUAUCAAAUCUUAGGCACUCUCGUCCCUCCCCCUAUAUCAAUGUUGCUAUUUUCGGUUAAAUCUUCAGGGAAAAACAGGUGUAUUGGCGCAAACAACAUUGAUAUUGGGGGAAGGGAAAUAGAAUGACAUUUUUGCCAUAUAUUUUGUCCAGGAUUGUAGUUGACUGAUUAAUUAUUAAACAUUGCACCACAACAUGCCCUACUUUAGGGGCGGACCAUUAGAAAAGAGAUGGGGCUGGGGGAAAGCAAAAAUAAAAAUCGCGCUGGGGGAACAGAAGUAAAAAAAUUUUUGCACCAAAAAUAUUUGAAAAAGAAAUUGUGCAGAGACUUUUCAAUAGGCAAAAUUAUAAGGUGAAAUAAAAAAAAAUUGUGCAAGGGAUUACAUUUAAAAAAAUUAUUGACACAAGGAAAAAAUUAAAAAAAAAUAUUCGUACGAGUUAAAAAAGUCCCCCUCCCAGACCUCUCAACUUUGCAGAGAAGUUAAGAGUGAGAUUGGGGAUGUGGAUGACACCUUUGUAAACGUCCUGGGGUCUGAAAUGGCAUUUCGUACAUUAUGAGAGUUGGUGUUUUUAAUGAAAUACAUUGCUUCAUAACGUCCUUUAAAAGACAAGGCACUUUAGUUACAAUAACUGUAUUUCUGUGACAUACAGUAAUGAGCUUUAAUUUGCCUUUGAUAGUUUACAUAUAUAAUUCUAAAUUUCUGCUCGGACUGAUUCUGCUUUUUGUCUCCGCCAUUUUUACAUAUGCGUACUAUUUUCUAUCCAAAUUGCGGGCAAAAUGUCGGGCCGUAUAUAUGCAGGAACAAUAACACGCGAUUAUAUAUUCGACUCGCAAUCCAUAUAAUGAUUAAUAAUGUGCAUUUAUUAAGAUACAAUAUUAUAUUAUUGAAAAAAUACUAUGAAACUGCUAUAUGCGUGAGAUUUACUAAACGUGGCGUGAGAGCGUGAGAGUGAAGCGAAUUGCGUGAGACUCACGCCGAAUGCGUGAGAGUUGAGAGGUCUGCCCUCCCAUCAUUUUUCUAAUGGUCCACCCCUUAUUAUUUUACUCUAUAAAAGUUAAGUUUGUCUUUUAAAUAUGUUUGAUGCGAAACCAUGAUUAUUUAUAUUGAGUAUAGACGUUCUGUGGUUAUAAUAUUUAUUUUUUACAAGCUUUCGACUGUCAGUCUACAGUCUUCAAUGGGUAGAUAAUUAUAAUCUACCCGACAAUCUUCAACAGGUAGAUUAUUAUAAUUAUCUACCCAUUGAAGACUGUAGACUGACAGUCGAAAGCUUGUAAAAAAUAAGUAAUUAUAACCAGAGAACGUUUAUACUCAAUAAAAAAGUCUGUCUAUAAGGCCAGAUUAUUCCACUCUGACUGCGUAAUGCCAGACGAUUUUACUUCUGAAGGGGAGAGUACGUGCUGGCCUGUGCAGGGUAACAUAAUUAAGACAUGACAUAUAUAGUCUGGUUAAUAUACAAAUGCAAGUUUAAUUAAGACAUUUCACUUGAUGCUUGUCUGAGUAAAGGUGAAUUUAAAAAUGGAAGAAAUUUGCCACUGCAUGGGUGCUGUGGCAGCUAUGCAUUAUAAUUACUAGAAAAUACAUGCAUGCAGAAACCCUCGCCUUGCUGACAAAAUCAUUGUAUUUUCCGAACAUGAAGUAUCCAGAGUAGUUGUCAUGGUAACACGAUAAUUUCUUAAGAAUAUUCUUACAAAUUGCCUAAAAAUAUCACUUUUAAUUACAAAAUUAUCAAUUUCCCAACAUAUAUAUGUUAGGUAUGUUAUUAUACGUAAUAUAAGCUUCAAUUUAAGGUAAAAUUCAACCACAAACGCUUCACAAAACGUUUUAAAGUGUUCUUUAUAAAACUAUUAAAACAGCCUUUAAUUAAAUGGCUUUAUCGAUAAACUUUGAGUUUGCAAUAAAAUGAUUCCAAAUUCUCGCUUGCAAAUAACUUUGCUUUCUUUUUAUUUAAAAAAUUCAAUAUAAUAAAAAAGGGAAUCAAUAUUAAAGAUACACUGAAAUUAUAUGCUGUUUUGUUUAGUUGUUUCAUAUACGCAAAAGCCGUUGGGUUUUAAAUCCAUUAAAAUCAAUAUUUAAAACAAACUGACCUUCGUUAACGUCGGCUCCUUUCUUUUAGCCGAUUCUUUCGCCCUUUCUUUAGGAGAAAACUUUACAAAAUCUUUACAAUAUUUACAAAAUCUUGCAAAAAUUCGAGCAAAAAAUUCAUCAAUCACCAAAUCAAGAAAUAUUUGCUAUUUCGCUGUCGUCAUGCAGGCGUUAUAAUGCAAACUUUAAAUUGGACCAAUCAUGCAGUGUCCGCUAUUCAUGACAGUCCGCCAUAUUUUUGAGAUCAGUGAGGAUGACCACCCAUGGUUGGUCACCCACGCCACAGAGUAGAGACAUACAGAGACAUAACUAGUGCACCCACUUUUUUUGUGCGCAUGUUUGGCAAGUUACUAGAUGCAUGCAUCGGAUUGGAUGACGACUUGAGACGACUGACUUUAAACUUGCUGAGCACGUGCAGUUGAUCAUUUUUUGCCCGGUCGCCUGAAAGAAAGUGGGUACAUGAUAACGUAAUCUUCCGCAGUGUUUACAACGGUCAGUUACGUCUCUAUAUGUCUCUACUCUGUGCCCACGCCCGCGAUAAUUGAUGAACUUUAGACUUCCCUAAUGCUUUCGUUUCCCCGGGUAUAAAUAGCCGAGGGGAAUUAGUACCCUCGCACGGCGCUCCGCGCCGUCGGCUCGAGGAUUAACAAUUGUUGAAUGAGGUUGAGCAUGAUGUGAAGAAUUAUCAAGCCGGAAGUUGUGUUAUCAACCGAAGCAGGAGGUUGAGGUUGAUAACACAAACUAAUUUAUAAGGGCUUGAUAAUUCUUUAUAUCUGGCGAAAACUGAAUUCAAUAAUUGUUUUAUUAUUUAUUUACAAGAUGACUAAGACAUGCAUCUGCACCUAUGGGUUCAAUUUGUCAACGAAAAUAAUGUCGAGUUCUAUUUCCCAAAUCUUUUCUUUCAUGUCACAGGGUUCGAAAUAGCUGCCGGCGAUAGCCGGCAGUUUUAUUCACCGAUGACUCGCUUUAAUACAAUAACACAUACAUAUAAUUAACAGUUGUAUAAUUAUUUAAAUAUUAUCAUGACAUCGACUGUAUAGUGCCUAUAGUGAGAGGAAUCCAAAAUGAACUGUCACUGAGGACCAGAUUUUGUAAACAGUCAUGGAUUUUUAGUCGUUUACGACGUAUUUAUAAAUUUAUUAAUAUAGCACUAGAUUUAUUGAACCUAGCUUAAUAGGCAAUUCCAGCUUUUAGUUUAUGCUUGCAGGGGAUGAUGGGAAGUAAGGUGUCAUAUUCGCGAUUAUGCUGAAAAAUUUCAAUAAAAACUACCGAAACAACCGAUUGGGGAAAUAUUUCAAUAUUUACAAGUAUAAGCUAUCACUCCGUGUUUACACAGCCACUAGAUCUUUUUUUCAGCAUAAUCAGCAAUGUGAUACCUUACUUUCCAUCGUCCCCUGCACUCAUAAACUAAAAGCUGGAAUUGCCUUAUAGGCACCAAACUUAAACUUUUUGUAUAAAAAACAAUAUUUUCUUAUUGUUUUGAACUGAUUCACACAGAAGUUGUUAAUGUUUAAUUGCUCCUACACCAAAUAAAAUGCUAGCUGUCAUGUGUUCUUACAAAUGUUGUGUUGGUUUACAUCACUAUUAUUUUGCCUAUGCCCACUUCAGAACAUAACUAACCUUUUCUUGGAAAACAGCCAGCAAAAAUUUUCACCUACAAAAACAGCCUACAAAAUUUGACAUAUUUUCAGAACGUUAUUUCGAAUCCUGUCAUGAUCUUUUCAUAUACAAUAUGUUAUUAUGUUCAUCACUCUGUUGCAUACUUAAUAUAGCCAAUCAGGAACUAUGAGUCUUAGGUUAGCCAAUCGGGAACUAUGAGUCUUUUAAAUAGAUAAUAAAUUUUUAAAUGACCAAUAAUUACUCUAGUCCGCAAUAUCAGUCAUGAAUUCUAGAAAACAUCCACAGCCUACUUACUUUGUCAUUUUACUCUACUCUGUUUACCCUCAGAUGAUUUUGCUAAUUAUCAAAAUAAAACUACAGUAACUGUACAUAAGUACAUUAAUGAUUAUUGCAGCUAUAUAAUAUAUGUGAGUGUUCUACCAUAUUUAGCAACAAUCUUCCUUUGGUAUGUUAUAGGUACAUCGAAGCCAAUACGUCUUCGUGCCCUUUUUUUGAUACAGAUACAGAAUGCUGAAAAAGUCACUGGACCCUCAAAAAUGUACACAAUAGAGGUAUUGUGCAAAGAUAUAGAUAGAACCUCACCAUUGAUCAGUAAAAAUAAAGUCGGGCUGCUCCAACUUCAAAGUAAUGGCAAAGCCAGCCUGUACAUUUUCUUUUAAUGAAAGAACUAUUUGCUGUAUGAGGCCAAGCUUUUAAGAUAAUAAAGAAAAUUAAGAAAGAAGCAUAAGUGUACAUAAUUAAUUGACAUUGCUUAGUUAGGCUAAAAUAGCUGUUUACUAACAUAUGGGCUAAUAGUCUACUCAGUAGCUACAGUAUCUUACUAUAAUGAUGCUAAACACUUUGUUAGGCAAUCAAGGGCACUUAGUUGGUGCUCAGUAGCCUCAGCUCAAUAUGUAAAAUAUACCAAAGUAUUUGUUAGAUUGAAGGGUCAGUUCACAGCAAACUCUGUGUUUAUAUUAGAUAGCUGUCCAUUUUAUACUGUUCAGUAGUUUUUGGUAAAUUAAAUUAAACAAUUUAAGUAUGCAGUAUUAGAAUUAUGUAUCUUGGGAUAUUGAAAUGUAGAGAGGUGUCCAUAUUAGACAGUUAGUACCAAUAAUAACAAGUUUUCAUUGGUCGGGAUACAACUAUACUCUGGAAAAUGCAAAUGUCCUUCAACGUUUCAAGUGAAGGACCUCUGAAAGGCCCUUUGAAAUGCCCUUAGACAGGUGUCCAUAUUAGAGAGAUAGUUUUAGAGAGUGUGUGUAUUACAGAGGUGUCCAUAGUAGAGAGUUGGUUUAUAUUAGAGAGGUGACCAUGUCUUUGCAUUAGAGACAUACUUGUAUUAAAGAGGCGUCUGUAGAGUGUAUUUGUGAAGUGUCUGUAUUGGAGAAGUGUCUGCAUUAGAGAGGUGUCUGCAUUAGAGAGGUGUCUGUAUUAGAGACUGGUGUCUAUAUAAGAGAGGUGUCUACAUUGGCGAGGUGUUAAACCUAUUGAGUCGCAUUGCGCCCUGAUGCGCCCUACUUUAUUUUACUCUGUCUAACACCAGAUGAUUUUACUUGUCAAGGGGAGAGUAUUGGUGCUUAAUGGGUUGACUGGCCUAUCUGCUCAUGUUUCUAGUUAACCCAUUGAGUCACAUUUGUGCCCUGAUGUGACCUACUUUAUUAUUUUACUCUGUGAAGGGGAGAGUAGUCCAUUGAGUUGCAUUGUGCCCUGAUGUGACCUACUUUAUUGUUUUACUGUUUGUCUAAAACCAGAUGAUUUUACUUGUCAAGGGGAGAGCGCUGGCAUUUAAUGGGCUGAUUGUUCAGUUAUUAGGGAGUUAUUCAUAUUUGAGAGGUGUUUGUAUUAGAAAGAUGCCCAUACUAUUAAAGUAUAUAGAGAACUAUCUGGAUUAGAGAGCUAUUUCUUGUAUUAAAGAAGUAUCUCUAUUAGAAAAGUGUCACUCACUCUGUAUUUAAGGGCUCAGUUGUCCAUAUUAACUCAUUGACUGUAAUACAAUCCCUACAUAGCGAGUGAAAUCGUUGGGCAUUGGACAGUGAGAGUAAAAUAAUAAAGUUGGUUCAUCAGGGUGCAUUUCCACUUAAAGGGGUAAACAGGUGUUUGUAUUAAAGAGGUGACCUAAUCAAUUAUUAAAUAUUCUCAUAAAUAAAUACAGUCAAGUAUAUACCAUUAACCUAAUAAUACCCAGCACAAAUUCCCAUCAAUGAAUGAAAUCGUCUGCCAUUAGACAUGUUACAAUAACAAACUAAAUUUGGCACAUUUGGGAGCAUUGCAGCUUAACAAGUUAAUAUAUCAAUAAACAAUACUGUAUUUAUACUAAAUGUGUAUAUAUUUUAUUUUAUUGCAGACAUUUAAUAUAACAAAUACAACAAGAAAUGAAAGUAUCCUUCAGCUAUCCUUUCUGAAACAUCAAUUACUCCCUGGAGACAAGCUGACUUUUUACGACGGCAACUUA
Messenger RNA from Paramuricea clavata, 9853 nucleotides. Lineage: Eukaryota; Metazoa; Cnidaria; Anthozoa; Malacalcyonacea; Plexauridae. The record is from the annotation of a GenBank genome assembly.